GGGUUUGCUGACGAGUUUGCGACGUGGAGGUGCGCCACGUGCGCAUGCGCGGGGCCCUCCCUCGGGCUAGGGGUGGGGGAGGUGGUGCCGCCGGCCUUACGCCCGUGGCCGCUGCGCCCCGCGUUCCCCGCCUGGCCGCGGCGCCCCCGGGCUCCGGGACCGAGCCGGGCGGGGGCAUGAGCUGGUUCAACGCCUCCCAGCUCUCGAGCUUCGCCAAGCAGGCGCUGUCGCAGGCCCAGAAAUCCAUCGACAGGGUGCUGGACAUCCAGGCCGAGGAGAGCCCCUGGGCCCAGCCCGUCAUCCCCGACCACGGCGGCGGAACAAAUUCCCUUACAAGUGGAGGAUGGGAUACUUCUACCUGGGGAUUAAACUCAAAUAUAGAACCUCAAAGUCCGUCAAUAUCAUCACCAACAGCAAUCACCAAACCAGUUAGGAGGACAGUGGUGGAUGAAUCUGAGAAUUUCUUCAGUGCCUUUCUCUCUACAACAGAUAUUCAGAGUAUACAGCAGAGUCCAGUGGUGUCUAAACCUCCAACCAAAUCACAGCGUCCCAAAGAAGAAGUGAAAAGCACUUUAAAGGAAUCUCUAUGCAGCAGUCAGCCAGAAACGCUAGUAGAAACUGAGACCGAAGCAAAAGAUUCCUCUGCAUCUGUGCUAGUGGACUUGGAAAACCUUGAUGUUCCCCAGGAAAAACUAGAAGAAAGUUCUGCACUUGAAACUGAUGCUAAGCAUGAAGAGAAUACAAACAAAGGCACUGAUGAUAAGGUGGCGACUCCAGAUCUCAAAGUACCGGAAGUUGCUGUUAAUGUGAAAUCUAAUGCAGGAAAUGAUGGACCAGGAAGUGCUCCUGACAGCCCUGCACAAUCUCUUACUGCAGAGACAAAGGACUUGGGUUUGGAAAGUAAGGAACAGAAAAAUGAGGACAGACAAAGCAACACACCUUCACCUCCUAUUAGCACUUUCUCCUCAGGGACAUCCACAACUAGUGAUAUUGAAGUUUUGGACCAUGAAAGUGUAAUGAGUGAGAGCUCGGUAAGUUCAAGACAAGAGGCUACAGAGUCAAAAUCCAGUCUUCAUCUCAUGCAAACUUCCUUUCAGCUCUUAUCAACAUCUGCCUGUGCUGAGUAUAAUCGUUUAGAUGACUUUCAGAAACUGACUGAGAGUUGCAGCUCCUCUGAUGCUUUUGAAAGAAUUGACUCAUUUAGUGUGCAGUCGUUAGACAGCCGAAGUGUAAGUGAAAUCAAUUCAGAUGACGAAUUAUCAGGCAGAGGUUGUGCUUCAGCAUCUCUCACAGUCAGCCCUUUAACAACAAAGACUGAGAUGGUUGACCCCAUGAAAAAUAAAUCUAAAGAAGAAUUGAAUGAGACACUCGUACACGCAGAGGAAACUGAAAUGGAGGAAAGUGGGAGAAGUGCGACCCCUGUUAACUCUGAGCAACCAGAUGUUUUGAUUGCUGCUGUACAAACAGAUGAAGGACAGACUGUCAAAGAGGAGGUUCUGAUGCACCAGCAAGGUGCUGAAAAGUUGCCUAAAGCGAACUGCGAAAAGGAAGAGCUUUGCAAGAUGAUUGAUUUGUUAACUGAGAAGCUGGAGAAGAGGGAAACACAAUUAUUAAAUGUUAGUAAAGAGAAGGCAAGCCUGGAAGAAGCUUACGAUAACCUGAAAGAUGAAAUGUUUAGAGUGAAAGAAGAGAGCAGUAGCAUUUCAUCUCUUAAAGAGGAGUUUACUCAGCGAAUAGCAGAUGCUGAAAAGAAGGUCCAGCUAGCAUGCAAAGAGAGAGAUGCAGCUAAAAAGGAAGUAAAGAAUGUUAAAGAAGAAUUGGCAACUAGACUAAAUUGUAAUGAAACAGUUGAGCUAUUGAAGGAGAAGGAUGAACAAAUCAAAGGACUAAUGCAAGAAGGAGAAAAGCUUUCAAAACAGCAACUACACAAUUCCAACAUCAUUAAGAAGUUAAGAAUGAAGGAGAAGGAAAAUGAAAAUACUAAUACAAAACAGAGCAAAAAGAUUAAGGAGUUAGAAGAGGAGUUGCAGCAUUUAAAACAGGUGCUUGAUGGCAAGGAGGAGGUUGAAAAGCAGCAUCGAGAGAACAUUAAACAACUGAACAGUGUGGUAGAGCGACAAGAGAAGGAUCUCAGCAGACUUCAGGUCGACAUGGAGGAGCUUGAAGAACGGAACCGAAGUGUUCAAGCAGCACUUGACAGCGCAUACAAGGAACUUGCUGAUCUUCACAAAGCUAAUGCUACAAAGGAUAGUGAAGCACAAGAAGCAGCAUUAAGUCGUGAAAUGAAAGCUAAGGAAGAACUUGGAUUAGCUCUGGAGAAGGCCCAAGACGAGGCCCGCCAGCAGCAAGAGGCUUUAGCAAUUCAGGUGGCAGACUUGAGACUGGCACUUCAGCGAGCUGAGCAGCAAGCAGCAAGAAAGGAGGACUAUUUGCGCCAAGAAAUCAGUGAAUUACAACAGAGACUCCAAGAAGCAGAGAAUCGGAACCAAGAACUGAGUCACAGUGUUACAUCUGCCACCAGGCCACUUCUUCGGCAGAUCGAAAAUCUGCAAGCAACACUGGGAGCACAAACCUCUUCAUGGGAAAAGUUAGAAAAGAACCUUUCUGACAGACUUGGUGAAUCUCAAGCCCUCCUGGCAGCAGCAGCUGAGAGAGAACGUGCUGCUACAGAAGAACUUCUUUCCAAUAAAAUCCAAGUGUCUUCCACUGAAUCACAGAAUAGCCUCUUGAGGCAGGAAAACAGUCGCCUUCAGGCUCAGCUAGAAGCAGAGAGAGCCAGACUCAAGAAACUGGAAAAUGAAAACAAUAGAUAUGAGGUGGAAUUAGAAAACCUGAAAGAGGAGUAUGUGAAAACUCUUGACGAAGCAAAGAAAGAAAAGAUGCUGUUAGCUACUCAAUUGGAAAUGGAGAAAAUGAAAGUUGAACAAGAAAAAAAGAGAGUAAUUUUUGUACAAGAAACAGCAAAGGAAAAGCUGUUGUAUUUUUCAAAGGAGCGCAAGUCAUUUACCUUAUCAACAAUGGAAACUGUUUCGAGUACUCCAACAUUGUCACGCUCAAGCUCUAUAAGUGGAGUUGAUAUGGCAGGGCUUCAGGCAUCCUUCCUCUCUCAGGAUGACCCUCAUGAUCAUUCAUUUGGGUCAAUGUCUACAAGUGGGAGCAAUCUUUAUGAUGCUGUAAGGAUGGGAGCAGGUUCAAGUAUAAUUGAAAACCUGCAGUCGCAGUUAAAACUGAAGGAAGGAGAGAUUUCUCACCUACAGCUGGAAAUUGGAAACCUUGAAAGAACUCGAUCAAUAAUGGCAGAAGAGCUGGUUAAAUUAACAAAUCAAAAUGAUGAAUUUGAAGAAAAGGUGAAGGAGAUACCAAAACUACGUGCACAGCUAAGGGAUUUGGAUCAAAGAUACAAUACUAUUCUUCAGAUGUAUGGAGAGAAAGCAGAAGAGGCCGAAGAACUUCGACUGGAUCUUGAAGAUGUGAAAAAUAUGUACAAGACUCAAAUAGAUGAACUUUUAAAACAAAGACACAACUAAUUCCUGCUGAAACUGUAACUUUCCAACAAUGACAUUAAACUGUAAAGAGUGGUGUUUAUGUAAAUGCAGAAUUCAAAUGCCUUGUAAAAAAAUGUACUAUAAAAAUGGGAUUAUAUUGUAGAGUUCUUAUGUGGGGAAAAAUCAUUACGCUUUAACAGUGUCUAGUACUGUUGGCAGUUAAAUUAUUUGUGCAUUAUUUAAAAUGUGUUUAAAUAAAACCAUCCCUCUCUAUUUAAGGUUAACCAAAAGGUGGACCAUUAUGUACAGACAGUAGCACGGAGAUUAUUUGACUAAUGUAAUGUUACCUAACCAUACAGCACUGGAAGGCGUAAGGAUAAUGUAGCAUGAGGCUUUAUUAGACCUGCCCCUGAUAAUUUGCAGAUUACUGUUUUACAUGCUUUCAUGGGUGUACAGAUAAGAGUUAAUGUUGGAGGAUUUUUUUAAUGUCCUGAACAUUUUUUGUAUGAUUUUAUAGUACAAAUAAUAGUUGUUUUUUUAACAUGACUAUAAAUAGCAAUGACUUGCUGUGUGAAACUAAAGGGGGUAGAUAUUUUAGGCUUAGCUUUUUUUUUAUUAAGUGAAAAUUUCUGAUUUCUACUUUGGGGAUCUUGAACAUGCAAGAGUAACAAUUUCAUGUUUGUAGACAAAAUUUUAUCUUCAUAUAACAUCUUUUAUCUUCACUCCCCAAAGCAAGGAGAUUGACUCAAGACUGCUACUCUUGUUCUUAAACGCACUGCUCCAUCUUGAAUACUCUUUGUGCUGCAUUCCUGAAGCAUAAUGGGGCCAUUUAGAGACAGUUUUGCCUGUAACUGUAAAUCGAACUAAUGUCAACUGCAAUAAGCAAGACAGUUCUUUUGGUUCUUGUAAUUUUGGGUGCUGCUUUUUAACAGUACUAUUUAAAAAAACAAAAACAAAAAACAUGUAUAUAAAAUUCUCUUGACACAAAAUAAUUGCUGCUGCUCUUCUGUAGCCAUUCUUGGUCGGUCUGUCUGUCUUUAAACAUUUUUAAAAGUGGAUUCUGAUAGCCUGAAGUGGUUAGAAAAGAUCUCCCAUUUAGGAAAGGCAUUGGCUAGGAAUCAGAUAACAACCACAUAGCUUAGUGUAUAAAGAGCUACAUUUGGGGUCAUGUGUCAGAGGGAACUUCUGAAUCAGACCCUUGGGAGUGCUGAGAAGUAGCUUGCCUUCUUCCUCUUUGCAUUCCAGACAGCAAAUAGUUCAUUACAUCUCAGAUUUGUAGCAACGAUGGAUACUUAUAGUGUGAACUAUGCUGCAUAUGAAAUUAGCUGCUUAUCAUACCACUGCCUGCAAUCUGAGAGAUUUCUCUCUCUUCCUGUUAAGUUACAAAUGCAUAUUAAGUGUCAGAGAAUAGUCCCUAAUGUGUUAUAGCUCGGCAUUAGUUGGACUUAAUGGGACAUUGAGACUUGACUGAGGCUUGGUCUACACUAGAAACAUAUAUUGGUUAUAACUUCAUCGCUUAGGGAUGUGGAAAAUCCACACCUCUGAGCGAUGCAGUUAUACCAACCUAACUCCCUGUGUGGACAGCACUAUGUCAAUGGGAGGGCUUGGGAGCCCUCCUGUUGACAUAGGUAGCGUCUUCACUGAAGCGCUACAGCGGUGCAGCUGCACCACUGCAACCUUUUAACUGUAGACUAGCCCUGAGGAAUCAGCCUCUUCUAGAGAGAUACUUCUGUAGUAGGGCUUUCCUUCUCAGGGUCUGCCUACACUAGGUAUUUCUGCACUGAUGUAGCUACUCACGUAUAAAACGGCGUUUGCACUGGUGCAGUUUACACUUUCAAACGAAUAACAUCUCUAGAUUGGAGAUCUGCACUACAGGAAAGAAUCUCCAAUGUUAGCACUAAGGUUUAGAAUGAAAUAUUUAGAGGAUUCUAAUAAAGCAAUAGAGAAUUGUAAGGAUGCUAAACGUUAUAAAGGCCUGCAUCUGUUAUAGUAACGUUUAAAACAAUUUAAAAUAGCUGUUUUGUCUUGUGGGUAGUGAAUCCUUAUAGUUUCUUUUUCAUCUUGGAAACUAAUAUAGUUCUUAUACUAAAAGACAAACUACGAUUUUGCUUUCUUAAAAUGACAUUCAAUUGCUGGUAAAUACAAAAUACGGACUAAAAAUGUUCACUUAUUUUGCAGAGGGUGAAUCAUCUACGGGUUGGUUAAAUCAGUUUAAAUUCUGAUAUGUAAAUAUUUAAAAAUUGAGCCAUUUGUAAUGGAACCAAUGUUCUAGUAGAGUUAAACUUAGUUUAGGGCACCAAUUAAGAAUUGUUUUCACAUAGUAGUUUCCCAUUACAAAUGAGACAACCACUCAUCCAGUAAAAAGAAUGAACAGGUAUCUAAAAAAUGAAGAUAAACUAAUAGUGAUUUAUUCUUAGUAGACAAGUCAAGGACUACUCCCAAGAGAGAGACGCAUCUAGCUUGGCAUUUUUAUUUGACAUGAUUGUAGGUGCUUUUCUAAGAGACUGUUCCAUGCUUAAAAUAUGAGGGGGUAAUUUUCAGUCAAAAGAACUGAUAUAGCAACUGCUCUAUUCACUAAUAACUGCAAAUAUUUUUCAGAUGUUCUUUUCAGUAUUGAAGAGCGUGAAUAAAUGGGAAAAAGUAGUGUACAUUCUACACUCACUGUUUCUUCAUUGGUUUUAGAUAUAAAGUGAUAUGUCACGUACUUCAGGCCCAGAAUUUAAGUUUUACAAAACUUGAUAGAGAUUUUAUAAAUACUUUGAAUUCAGUGAAAAGAUGGCUUUUUGUUUGCAUUCAGCCAUUCUCCUGCAGUGAAACCAUUCACUAUACUAGUGCAGUAAAUUCAGAAGAUGAAACCAUCUAAUAUACUUUAAUCAUCAAAGCCUUGUGAAACAUAAAAAGUAAAUAACAUACAUGGUAAAAAGUAAAAUUUUCACCACUACAUUUUAAAAGUUUUGUUUUAAUCAUCUUGGGUGUAAUAUUGUUAGUUGUUUCUUUAAAAUAUUUUAAUAUACCGGUGUCCCUUAGAUGUAAUGCUGUUUUUGAGGUUGUCUAAGAGAAAUUUUUUUGGGGAAAAAUGGAUUAUAAAAAGAUUUUGGAAAGGUCUAACUUCUAUUCAAAUUAAUAGAUCAAAAUAUUACCCAAAGAAUAACUGUUUUGUCUGUAUCUGUUACAGUCUCCAGUAAUAAAUACUAUAUGCGUGUGAAGAAACAUUACCAUUUCAAGACUUGCUCAAAGUACAUUUUUCGAAUGGGGCCUGUUCUAUAGCCCACUGAAGGCAAGGGGAAGACUCCUGUUGGCUUUGGAUUAGCUCCAUGGUUGCCUAAUAGGGAGAAAUGAAGGUUCAGUCAAACACUCAUUUACUUUAAUGAGCAUUGCAUUGCGUCCUUAAUGAACAACCGGAGUAGAUGUUCCAAAUACCAUCUACCUGUAUGUGUGUAAAAAAAUUUAUUUUCGCUAAAGAAAAGUUAAUUUGUCCUGUUAUGAGACUGUUUUUGUUAUGGUUAUGUAAAGGGCUACAACUAUCUUGAAUAUAAGACAGAAAAUGGAUUAAUAUACUAUGAAAAUUGAACAUUUCAAUUCUGAUUGUAAAAUAAUGUAAAUAACCUGUAUAAAAAAGGGGUUGGGUAAAAUAAAAAUGGAUGCUAAUAGUG
This is a messenger RNA of Chelonia mydas (Green sea turtle), 7138 nucleotides long. It is a transcript of the gene TMF1, whose product is annotated as TATA element modulatory factor 1. The coding region runs from base 45 to 3527 and encodes 1160 amino acids. The record is from RefSeq and is a predicted model, not a curated record. NCBI's taxonomy places the organism in Eukaryota, Metazoa, Chordata, Testudines, Cheloniidae. The transcript has 18 exons. Gene Ontology annotation, cellular component: endoplasmic reticulum; Golgi apparatus.